Molecule: messenger RNA, 1470 nt
Organism: Caenorhabditis elegans
Lineage: Eukaryota; Metazoa; Nematoda; Chromadorea; Rhabditida; Rhabditidae
Gene: Y47G6A.18
Product: Golgi phosphoprotein 3 homolog sauron
Exons: 5
Coding region: 75-917 (280 amino acids)
Cellular component (GO): Golgi membrane; Golgi apparatus
Molecular function (GO): phosphatidylinositol-4-phosphate binding
Source: RefSeq, marked reviewed
AAGUUGAGGAACGACUCGCCCAGUUAGUUGCCGACGUGUUUUUUGGAUAGAAUUUAAUACUGUAAUAAUCGGAUAUGUCGGACGGUCAGCUGGUCCAGAGACGCAGAAAGGCUGAAGAGCCAGUCACCGAAAAAGUCGACGAAGCGAGCGGCGAUUCAGCACAAUCUUCGGAUCAAGAAGACAAUGACAAGGGAACCCGAUUGACUUUGAUGGAGCAAAUCCUGUUGCUCGGCCUUAAAGACCGUGAAGGUUACACAUCGUUUUGGAAUGAUUGCAUUUCGUCGGGGCUCCGAGGAUGUGUGCUCAUCGAGCUUGUGCUCCGUGGACGAAUUCAACUCGAGGGAGGCGGAAUGAGACGCAAGAAUUUGCUUAAUAGAAAGGUGACUGUGAAAAGCAGCGAGCCAACUGGUGACGUCAUUCUCGACGAGGCACUUCGCCAUAUGAAGGAGACAAACCCGCCGGAGACAGUGACCAGCUGGAUUGAAUAUUUGUCUGGAGAAACGUGGAAUCCGCUGAAACUUCGCUACCAACUGAGAAAUGUUCGUGAACGACUCGCCAAGAAUCUUGUUGAAAAGGGUGUUCUGACGACUGAUAAGCAAAAUUUCUUGCUUUUUGAAAUUACGACGCAUCCACUUUCGGACGGAAAUCAGAAGACGAAAUUGAUUAAAGAAGUGCAAGAAGCGGUUCUGGGGAAAUGGACGAAUGAUGUUCAUCGUAUGGAUAAGAAAAUGCUCUCGUUGAUUGUAUUGGCUCAUGCUAGUGAUGUUCUUGAAAAUGCGUUUGCACCGCUUUCUGAUCAAGAUUAUGAGGUUGCAAUGAAACGAGUGCGUAGUCUGCUCGAUCUUGAUUACGACCAGCAAGCCGAAAAGAAGGGAAACGACGUGAUGUGGGCUGUUUUUGAGGCGUUCAGCAAGUAGAAUCCACAACCAGUCACCAAUGCGUGUACGUGCAAUCUGUAAUCAAGUCUAAACCGGUACCAUCAAUUCUCUUCCCUCCCGCGUAUUUAUUGUAUGUGCUCUUUCUCUUCCAUCUGUUUCCAUAGCUUUUCGUCUCUCGAUUUCCUAUUUCUUCCUAACAUACACCAUAUUCUAUUCUAUUCCAAUCAAUGUGUGAUACCAUAUACCGUUUCUUUUUUCUUUUUUUUUUUUGGGAUUUCUUUGUUUCUUCUCUAUGUUUUUUGUACAUAAGCGGGAAAUGCUCUCUUCAUGUUUUUUUUUCUUUCUUUUUUUGGGAUCAACGCUUUCUGCAGGUUAAUGGUCGCUUGUGUGUUUCCUCUUCCUGAAAUUUCCCUUUUUUUCUCGAAAAUUCGUUUUUAAAUAUGUAUUGGUUUUCUGUGAUAAAUUCUCAUCCAUCCCCCUUUUCUUUUUUCAUGACCAGCAGUAGUAAUGAUUUAGAUUUGUUUUCCUUCAUCAUCCUAAAUUACACAUAUAGUAGAUGUAUUGAAAAAAAUUGAUAAAAAUUUAUCGUGGG